GCCAGUGCCUUAUCACACUCUGAAAGAGAAAGGAAAGGGUCAAGUGUCGAGGUUCCCCAGCUGAUGGUUGCUGGCUCUUUUAUUAUUAUUAUUUUGUUUUGUUUUGUUUGUUUGUUUUAUUUUUUUUGUCUUCUCCCUUCAGAAAUUACAAGACCUGCUGCUUUACUUGCCAGUCUCGGGUCUCGUUGCAUCUUAAUUGCUGUUCCUUCUUCGGCUUGGAUGCAUUUCAAUCAUCCACUCAGCUGGUGGAUCAAGCGAUCGAGUGCAGCAACUGUGUGAGAGAGGGCUGCGAUCUAUGCUUUCGUUAACAGUGAUAGUUUAGCUUCUGGGUCGUGGUUUGUGCGGUGUAGAGUGUGUUUAUUUUUGUCUAGGCAGCGAGAGGUGUUCUCUGAGGUUUUAUCGCACUUGUGUUGCGAGGACUGAUUGAUGAUCUGGUAACGUUGGAGAAGUCGCCGGAGUCGUAGUUAAGCUACGGAGCCUGUCAAUCUGUCAAGAUGCCCGAGACAGUGGAAAUCAGGACGGUGGUGCUUCGGGUGAUGCUGCACUGCGAAGGUUGUGCUCACACCGUAAAGCGAGCUUGCGCCAAGAUUCCUGGUGUUACAGCCUACAAAGUGGACUUUCCAGGGCAGCUGGUAACUGUGACUGGAAAUGUAACCCCAGAGGAAGUGUACAGACGCAUCAAGAAGACUGGAAAGCAGACCGAGCUCGUGCCUCCUCCACCUCCUGCUAAGAAAGAGGAGCCCAAGAAGGCGGAACCCAAAAAGGAGGAAAAAAAAAAGGAGGAGAAGAAGGAAGAAAAGAAAGAAGAAAAAAAAGAGGAGAAGAAAGAGGAGAAGAAAGAGGAGAAGAAAGAGGAAAAGCCAGCAGAUGAUAAGGCUAAAGCAGGAGGUGGUAAGAAGAAGAAGAAAGGUGGAGGUGGUGGAAAUGGUGGAGGAGGAGGAGGAGGAGAUAAGAAGGCUGAUGCUCCAAAAGCAGAAGAAAAGAAGGAGGAAAAGAAAGAGGAGAAGAAAGAGGAGAAGAAAGAAGAAAAGGAGGAAAAGAAGGAAGAUAAGGAGAAGGAGAAGCCCAAAGAUCCACCCAAACCUAAGGAAGAGAAGAAACCACCACCCACACCCGAAGAACUCUAUCCCGUCACCUUUGUGCUUGGCCAAGAUUACACUAGAUAUUACUACUAUUGACAUAACAAUCAAGCAAAUUAAUCUUAGAUCAACUUGUACAAUUACUUUGGUUGCCAUAUUUUCUAGAAGCUAGAUGUAAAGGAUUGUGUCCAAUUACUAUUACAAACUUGAACAUGGCAACCAAUGAUGCUAAUAUCUAGCAGGAAAGUUUUGAAUCAAUCUAAGAUGAUUUUUGUCUUUAAA
Molecule: messenger RNA, 1361 nt
Organism: Physcomitrium patens
Lineage: Eukaryota; Viridiplantae; Streptophyta; Bryopsida; Funariales; Funariaceae
Molecular function (GO): metal ion binding
Source: RefSeq, a predicted model, not a curated record